AUGUCUUCAGCGAUGGCGCCACUCGCGCGCGUUCAGGCACCCCUUCGACGGGCUCUCGCCUCGUCGGCUCGCUCCCGAGCCUUCGCCACCGUCCCUCCCACGCUCGGCACAACAUCCGAAGCCUCACCACAGUCCCCGAAAUCCGUCGCGCGCCGGCCGACGUACUUCAAGGACAAGACGGUUGCCUCGCUCGACGACUUCAUCAGCGGCGCCGCAAAAGACGCCGCCCUCACGGAAGCCGAGGCCUACGAGAUACGCACCGUCGAGGUGAAGGGCCCGACGGGCAAGAAGAAGACGAUCACGCGGCUGCCCGAGUGGCUCAAGACGCCCAUCCCCGCCGGCAACGACAACUUCAAGGCCAUCAAGAAGGACCUGCGUGGCCUGGGUCUGCACACGGUCUGCGAGGAGGCAAAGUGCCCCAACAUCUCCGAGUGCUGGGGCGGCUCGUCCAAGAGUGCGGCGACGGCGACCAUCAUGCUCAUGGGCGACACGUGCACGCGGGGCUGCCGCUUCUGCAGCGUCAAGACGAACCGCGCGCCGGCACCGCUGGACCCGCACGAGCCGGAGAACACGGCCGAGGCUCUGGCGCGGUGGGGGCUGGGGUACGUCGUGCUGACGUCGGUCGACCGCGAUGACCUCGCCGACGGCGGCGCGCGGCACUUUGCCGAGACCAUCAGCAAGAUCAAGGCCAAGAAGCCGAGCCUGCUGGUCGAGGCGCUGACGGGCGACUUCAUGGGCGACUUGGACAUGGUCCGCAUCGUGGCCGAGAGCGGGCUGGACGUCUACGCGCACAACGUCGAGACGGUCGAGGCGCUGACGCCGUACGUGCGGGACCGCAGGGCGACGUUCAGGCAGAGCAUCAAGGUGCUGGCGCACGUCAAGGGGGUCAAGCCCGAGAUGAUCACCAAGACGAGUCUGAUGCUGGGUCUGGGCGAGCAGGAGGCGGAGAUUAUGGAUGCACUGAGACAACUGCGCGAGGCCAACGUCGACGUCGUCACGUUCGGGCAAUACAUGCGCCCGACCAAGCGCCACCUCCAGGUAGAGAAGUACGUCACCCCCGACGAGUUCGAGAUGUGGAAGCAGCGCGCGCUGGACAUGGGCUUCCUGUACUGCGCCAGCGGGCCGCUCGUCCGCAGCAGCUACAAGGCCGGCGAGGCCUUCAUCGAGAACGUCCUCCGCAAGAGGGCGGGCGAGAAGGCCGCCAUGGCAGGCAGCAAGCAGCUGGGCCAGACCGUCGCGUUGGAGGAAGGCUUCAAGACGUUGUAG
This is a messenger RNA of Colletotrichum graminicola M1.001, 1266 nucleotides long. RefSeq names its product lipoyl synthase. Gene Ontology annotation, cellular component: mitochondrion. The record is from RefSeq and is a predicted model, not a curated record. The coding region runs from base 1 to 1266 and encodes 421 amino acids. Gene Ontology annotation, biological process: lipoate biosynthetic process. Gene Ontology annotation, molecular function: lipoate synthase activity; 4 iron, 4 sulfur cluster binding. NCBI's taxonomy places the organism in Eukaryota, Fungi, Ascomycota, Sordariomycetes, Glomerellales, Glomerellaceae. The transcript is spliced from 2 exons.